Molecule: messenger RNA, 1230 nt
Organism: Homalodisca vitripennis (glassy-winged sharpshooter)
Lineage: Eukaryota; Metazoa; Arthropoda; Insecta; Hemiptera; Cicadellidae
Product: peptidylglycine alpha-hydroxylating monooxygenase-like
Biological process (GO): peptide metabolic process
Cellular component (GO): membrane; extracellular region
Molecular function (GO): copper ion binding; oxidoreductase activity, acting on paired donors, with incorporation or reduction of molecular oxygen, reduced ascorbate as one donor, and incorporation of one atom of oxygen
Source: RefSeq, a predicted model, not a curated record
CAAUCUCCUAUGCGCAUUUCCUGGCAUCCAGUUCACAGUUCCAGAUAAUUUGUUUCUGUACUAGUCAGGCAGUGACAGUCUACACUCAACAGUCGGCUGCCGAUAGCCGUAGUGGUAGGUUGGUUGAGUGCGAAGAAUGGCUGACUGUUUUAAACCAUAUGUUGUCUGUGUCGCUCGUCUUUUUGUUUUCGGUGACUUCCCUUUAUGGAUUUAAAGUUGACAGAUAUGGCUUACUGAUGCCCAACGUCAGGCCUAAUGUGCCGGAGCUAUAUCUUUGCACUCCAAUCAGAAUCAACUUCACUACCAACUACUACAUUGUGGGGUUUGAACCAAAUGCUACCAUGAAUACAGCCCAUCACAUGCUGCUGUAUGGUUGCACAAAGCCUGGUAGUAACAAACCUGUAUGGAAUUGUGGAGAAAUGGCCUCUACUUCAGAGCAAGAAUCAUAUGAGACCGCAUCUGUCUGUGAAUCUGGAUCCACGAUUCUGUAUGCCUGGGCCAGAGAUGCUCCUAAGCUUGAGUUACCGCAGGAUGUGGGCUUCAAGGUCGGAGGGCAUUCACCCAUCCAAUACCUUGUACUACAGGUGCACUAUGCUACCAUAGACAAGUUCAAAGAUGGCAGUACAGAUGAUUCUGGGGUAUUUCUGUACUACACGGAACGGCCACAGUCCAAACUGGCUGGAGUGUACUUGUUGGGCACAGCAGGCAUGAUCCCACCUAUGACCACAGAACACAUGGAGACUGCCUGUGCCAUCUCGGAAAACAAAACCAUACACCCCUUCGCUUUCCGAACACACACUCAUUCCCUCGGUAAGGUCGUCUCAGGGUACCUGGUGACAACUGACAGCCGUGGCAGACAUCACUGGACACUGAUCGGCAAGAAGGACCCUCUGUUUCCCCAGAUGUUCUACCCGGUAGCCAACCAGGUGUCUAUCUCAGAGGGUGACAUCCUUGCUGCUAGAUGUACAAUGGUCAGUGAACGAAGAACAGUCACCUACAUUGGUCAGACCAACAAAGACGAGAUGUGUAACUUUUACCUGAUGUACUACGUGGACGAGGGUGAACCAUUGGAGCAGAAAUACUGUUUCUCACGAGGACCGCCUCUCUUCUACUGGCAGAGUUUACUUAACAGCAUUCCCGACAAGGACGCGUCUACACUCGACUAGACCGGUAGAAAUUAUUAUUUAGUAACCGUAAAAGAUGAACUCUUCGAAUGCAAAAGGGAUAACA